Molecule: messenger RNA, 591 nt
Organism: Acanthocheilonema viteae
Lineage: Eukaryota; Metazoa; Nematoda; Chromadorea; Rhabditida; Onchocercidae
Source: the annotation of a GenBank genome assembly
AUGGAUAACUAUAUCAAAGGUAGCGAAAUAAACGUGCCAUGUUUGCCACCGUUUCCGACUGAGUUAACAACUGGUACAAAAGAGAUGAUAGUGAAGGAAAAUACUAAAUUCAAAAAUAUUCUCACUUUUGUAGACAAACUUUUUGAGGAUGCGAAUUGUCGAUUGGUAAUUUUCAAAGGAGUUGGCGAAGCUACGGCAAAAUGUAUUUCAUGCGUGGAAGUGUUCAAAAGAAAUUAUAAGAAUGGUGUAUUGUAUCAAUGGAACAAAAUAGUGUUCACACGACGAACUGAUUCCUGGUUACCGAUGGUUGAAAGUUUAAGCAAAAUACUCGUUCAUGUUGAUGUUCCAACGAUUUAUAUUUUAAUUUCUAAGGAUCCUUUUCCGAAAGAGUACAUCAAUGAAAGCUUCCAGAAUUCAUCUGUUGAGGUAACAGGAUUUACUUUCGAUAAUGGGACAAUGCCGGACGGCUUAGGAUCAAGGCAAGAAAAACCAAAACUUUUGCGGACAUCAGGGCCAAAUAAGUGGAAUAGACCACUGAAAAAAAACUGUAGAAUACAAAAACAGCUGCCGCUGUCUAAGGAGAAAUCAUGA